GCCCAGGGCAGGAGGAAGGCACUCACACCUGACAACACCCAACUCCUCUCAACCCACCAGCCCACACCAGCCCCAGACACCACCAUGACCGGCUCCUGCUGCGGCUCCUUCUCCUCCCAGAGCUGUGGGGGAGGCUGCCUCCAGCCCUGCUGCUGCCGCGACCCCUGCUGCUGCCGCCCCGUGUCCUGCCAGACCACCGUGUGCCGCCCCAUCACCUGCGUGCCCCGCUGCACGCGCCCCAUCUGCGAGCCCUGCCGCCGCCCCAUCUGCUGCGACCCCUGCGGCCUGCAGCAGGGCUGCUGCCGCCCCAUCAGCUGCUGCCCCUCGUCCUGCACGGCCGUGGUCUGCAGGCCCUGCUGCUGGACCACCACUGGCUGCCAGCUCCUGUCUGUGCAGGCCCCCUGCUGCCGGCCGCCCUGCUGCCAGCCGGCCCCCUGCCGCACUGUCUGCAGGACCUCCCCCUGUGGCUCCUGCUACUGAGCAGCCGAAUACAAAACACUGCCAGGAGUCCAGCACCUGUAAACUCCUCCCAGUCCUGCCCUGAUGAGAAACACUACUGGUACCGCCCACCUGUUCCACAACUAAGUCAACUCCAACUGCCUAUGGCUUUUCUCUCGUAAUUAUGCAGAAUCCCAGACCUCAGUGAGAAUCCGAAGAAAAACAUCAGCUAUCAUCAUUUGAAUUAUUGGCUUCACAAGAAAUGAGUAAACAAAGAUCAAAGAAUGUGAAUGGAACUCUCUCCCAGAGACCCGUUGUUCCACCAUUUCCAGGUUCUCAUACGGAAUCUCCCCUCUCCCACCUUCCCACCAGGACAACAUUAUUCUUAUACUGUGUUUUUGCAUGGUAAAAAAAAAUUAAAAUUUUAUUUCUGGGAAAGCA
Molecule: messenger RNA, 879 nt
Organism: Oryctolagus cuniculus (rabbit)
Lineage: Eukaryota; Metazoa; Chordata; Mammalia; Lagomorpha; Leporidae
Product: keratin-associated protein 2-1
Cellular component (GO): keratin filament
Source: RefSeq, a predicted model, not a curated record